Molecule: messenger RNA, 2136 nt
Organism: Monodelphis domestica (gray short-tailed opossum)
Lineage: Eukaryota; Metazoa; Chordata; Mammalia; Didelphimorphia; Didelphidae
Gene: FAM204A
Product: family with sequence similarity 204 member A
Source: RefSeq, a predicted model, not a curated record
GCUUGGGUUCUGUAACUCUGCCGUUACCGUAGACUAGGGACUUUGGGUGAAUCAGUUCGCCUCACUGGGCUUGAGCAGCUGCCCUACCUGCUGUGGGGAGCCCCCACAGAGACAUCUGCCCCAGCAGGGUCUUCUUUAUACCUGCCUGCCUUAGAAUCGUCACAAGGAUGGAUCUCAGCCCCAGUGUCUCGGCAAAGGCCAAAUACUCUCACCUUUCAGGAGAAGUGACAGGGCCUGGAACGAAUCCAACUAAUAAAUACAGGGUUAGGGAAGGUACAAGAGAAGAAACCAAGACCCCCCUCCCGCCUCCUCUAUUAGCUCGGAAAUCGGGCGAGGUUGGUUGCUACAGCGACCCCUUGGCAAGGCUGAGUUUUCUAUUGGAAGAGGGCCCGACCAGUCCCAGUCCAUUGGCCAGGAAACCAGAACCAAUAGGAAGGCGGGAUGUUGACGAUGUCUCAAAAUGGCUGCCGGAUCGCGGGAGCCGGUCGGAAAAGAAGAUGUGGAGUGGACUGUUACCACCUGGGGUGAAUGAAAGUGAUAUUGAGUUGAGUUCUGAGGAUGAGACCACAGUGAAGAUUUCAGAACUCAGUUCAAAGGAAGAUAAGGGAGAUGAUGUAACUGGAGAAGUCAGGCUCCCUGUUUUCCAUACUGGUGGACCUAAAAAUGGGGCAGAGACAGAUACAAAAAAUGCUGAUGAAGCGUGUCCAUCUGGAGUUCCCCUAAAUAUGUGGAAUAAGUUUCAAGAAUUACAUAAAAAACAUUCUGAACUGAGAACUGUAACAAAUUCUAGAAGCAGAAGGACUAAAAGAAAACGUCCCAGAAAAGAUAAAUUGAAGAAUAAUGAAGAGUCUGGCAGUCAACAAUCUUCAAAUGAAGCCCAGUGGAAGGAGCUUACUCAGUAUUUUGGAAUAAAUGAUAAGUUUGAACCCCUCAUAAGCAAUAGAGAACUUCUAAAGUCUGGCCUUGAAGUGAGCAUCGACAAAUCUGUGGCUGAAGGGGAUAUUGAGAAAGCAGAAGAACUAAGUAAUAGGUUAGCUACUCGGGAGCUUGGAGUAAAAAUUGCCAAAGCUGUUGCUUGCCGUAAUUUUGUAAAGGCUAAAAAAGAUGCUGAAACUUCACAAGAGGCUCAAAAAAAGAAGAAACUUGCAUGGGGGUUUGAAGCAAAGAAGAGAUGGGAAACCAAAAGCAACAUGGGAUAUAUGUAACUAGGCCUUCAUGCUUGAAAAGUGAAAACUUGAUAUUUUACUGCUAACUUUUAUACUAGUUAGGGAAAAUAAACAUUAGAUUAGUAGAGCAGUUUUCUAUAUCUUUUCAACCUUUUUAAAAAAUGUAUUUUCUUGAAAAAUAUGGGAAAAAAUAUUUAAAGGAAGAAAUGUAAGAAAUAUAAUGUGUACAUACCAUCAGUACUUAAAGUAUUAAUGAAAUCAUUGAUAUGUAUAUACCUGCUAUUGGUUUACAUUGAAACCGUUUUUGUGCCAUAGUAAACAGUAUUUUUAAAAUUGAUUUUGCCAAAAUAAUUUUGUGAGCCUUUCCAUGCAUGGUUAGUCUGGUGCUCAGAACAAGCAUAUUCUGUCAGCAAGGUUUGCCUCAAUUUAUUGUCAUAGCCUUGUAAGACACAGGAUUGCUUGCACUGAUAAGGCAUCAGCUGCAACUUUACUGGAGAAAUAUAUUUAUAUGUAGCAUAAAUUAUUUGCUUUUCCAUUAUUUAAUGAAUGCUUCGCAUUUGGGAUCCUUAUAGCAUAUAUAUUUGUGAUCAUAAAUUAUCCACAUAGAAGGCUGGUUUUAAGUAUGACUAAGAGAAAGUAACCUUACCAGCCAAGAAACAUUCAGUUCUAAUAAGAGUGAUAUUUUGUCUCAAUAUUCUUUUCUAGAAAGUUGGAUUGGGUUUGGUUUUUCCCAGCACUGCCUGGUAAAAGUCUAAAUUUAAAAAAAGUGAAUAAUUUUAAGUAGCUUUGAGGAUAGAAAAUGUCAUAGAGUUUGCAUUGGUUUAAAUUCUGCCUAAGAAAAGACAUAAACUAUCCAUAUCUCAUUGUCUCUUUUAUUUCUGUGAUUCUUUGAAUUUUGAUAUUCUUAGAUAGCUUAUUAAUCAUGAAAGUGUUGGAUAUUGAUAUUAAAAAUAUAAUCAUUUUAACAUUA